AUGCAUUUCGCGUUUCCGCCUCGGAAAACCUCACAUCCUCCUCCGUACGCCCUGCGCCAGACUAGAUCACCUCUUCUACGGAGGAGCAGGCUCCAACUCAUCGCUCUCGUCGCUCUCGGCUGCAUCGCCGGCCUCUACAUGCUGUCCAAGCUCUUCGGUUCCUCCUCCAUCACCGAAGCCAUACCCGCCGGCACAUCACCCGUCGUCAUAGUCACCACCCUGGACAAGAACAAGGGCGAUGCCUUCAACGAGAAGAUAAAACAGAACCGGAAAGCUUAUGCCGCGCGACACGGCUACGCGACCUUCUUCCCCCACACCUCCGACUACCCCCUCGGCGAUUCUCCGCACUCCUGGUCCAAAGUUCCCUCCAUGCGCCACGCCAUGGCUCUCCACCCCCACUCGACCCACUUCCUUUAUCUUUCCCCGCUCGCCCUCAUCAUGAAUCCUUCCCUCCCGCUGGAUUCACACAUACUCUCGCCCUCGCGCUUAGAGAACCUCAUGAUCGUCGACCAGCCCGUCGUGCCGCCCGACAGCGUCAUCAAGACCUUUAGUCACCUCAAGGGCGACAGGAUCGACAUGGUGUUGACGCAGGACAAAGAAGGGCUCGGCAGUGAGAUCUUCAUACUCAGGAGAGGAGAGUGGGCGAAAUAUCUUCUGGACGCGUGGUUUGAUCCACUGUACCGGAGCUACAACUUCCAAAGGGCUGAAGGGCACGCGCUUGAGCAUAUCGUGCAGUGGCACGGCACGAUAUUGGCGAAGCUCGCGCUUGUCCCGCAGCGGAUUAUGAACUCAUACGUCAAGGACGAAAAGGGGAACAACCCCGGGGGUGUGUAUCAAGAAGGUGAUUUCGUGGCGCAUUUCUAUGGGUGCGACAAGGCGCCUAGGCACUGCGAGGAGGAAAUGGCGCCGUACUUCGCGAAGGUGGCCUCCUGA
Coniosporium apollinis CBS 100218 is the source of this 933-nucleotide messenger RNA. RefSeq lists its product as uncharacterized. Gene Ontology annotation, biological process: protein N-linked glycosylation. The record is from RefSeq and is a predicted model, not a curated record. The transcript is spliced from 3 exons. Gene Ontology annotation, cellular component: mannan polymerase complex; Golgi membrane. Gene Ontology annotation, molecular function: alpha-1,6-mannosyltransferase activity. NCBI's taxonomy places the organism in Eukaryota, Fungi, Ascomycota, Dothideomycetes. The coding region runs from base 1 to 933 and encodes 310 amino acids.